Molecule: messenger RNA, 4939 nt
Organism: Manis pentadactyla (Chinese pangolin)
Lineage: Eukaryota; Metazoa; Chordata; Mammalia; Pholidota; Manidae
Gene: PYROXD2
Product: pyridine nucleotide-disulphide oxidoreductase domain 2
Exons: 15
Coding region: 2733-4292 (519 amino acids)
Molecular function (GO): oxidoreductase activity
Source: RefSeq, a predicted model, not a curated record
UAGUACCGAGCAGAAAUGGCUGCAAGUGGCCGAGGUCUCAGCAGGGCCAUGGGAGCCCUUCCCUUCCCUGCUUGGAGGCGAGCACACUGGGAAGCCAGGGGACGCCUGAAGCCCGCGUACGAUGCAGUGGUGAUAGGAGCAGGUAAAGCAGGCUGAGCUAGAGCUGAAAGGACACAACGGGCUGGUGGCUGUGAGUACCUCUGCUCUGCCCACUUCACUGGCCCCUGUGGUGUGUGGCUCUCGGCAGGAGUAUAAGGAAGCCACAGGAUGAGGCCCCCGGGAGAGAAGGAAAGGCAGGCUAGUCUCCUCUCCCUGGUGCCGACCAGUGGGGAGUCGAAGGGGCCCUGCAGCAGUCAAGGAGGAUACCCGGGCUCCCUCUCCUCUCCUCUCCUCCAUGCAUGUGGGCUUCCCCAUGACCUUGGGAGUCAGGGAGCUUUCAGAAGUGAGACGAUGAAAAGGUGGGGAAGUGUACAUGCUGGAGCCUGGGGAUUGGGUCCCUGGGGCUGGGCGGGGCCCUCUGACUCCAGAUGACGGGCAUCCUUGUGUCCAGAGCCCUGUGCUCCCCAGCUAGGUCUAGGCCAUGUGCCCACCAGAGUAGCCAGCAGCUAUGUGGUCCUGAGACAGGAAGCCAGUCCAGCAGAGGCUAACACAGCUGGCUCCUAGGUCCCAAGCUAAGCUGGGCCAGGGUUACCCUAAGGCCGUGCCUCCCCAGCCUGAGUCCAUGUACCCCUGUGGGGCCUUGGUGUGCUAGAGGGUGUUCAGGCCACAAGACCAACACAGACCAUCUUCCUGGAGCAGUGGCAGCUCCAGAGAAUCAGUACAGGGGGACUUAGCUCUGGGGGAGCGUGAAGCUGCGAGACUUGUGUUAAAUCUUAAUACCUUCCUCGACAUAACCAGUUUUACUUGAACAUUUUACAGGAGUCAUUAUGUAAUUCAGCUGAUCAGUAAUUUAAAACAUUGAUUUUAUAUUAACAUAAACUGAGUUCAUCAGCCAGCUCUGCUACUUUCUGUCUGGGAAGCUGAAAGUGAGUCGCUCAGGCUCCCUGAGCCACGGGGAAGAUGCAAAGAGGCAGCGAGCCCACCUUCCCAGAGCUGUCUUGAAGCAAACAGACGCUGUGAUUCAGCGGCCUGCCUCACACAAACGGCGACUUAUUAUUGGAGGUUCCCGGCCUGAGAGAGGCUGGUGUCACUGCCCAUCAGCCAAAGCCCCAGGCACACCCAGGCACACCCCAACCCUAAUGGAGCGGUGGGGACCCGGGGAGAGCGCACGCCCUGCUGAACUGUGCGGCCUCAGUCAGAGGGUGUUAGGGAGCGCCUAGCCUAGGAUUGGGCUCUGGGUGGGUGCUUUGGGGGAGGGUAAGGAACGAGGGGUUUGGGCUGGAUGGGAUGCUGGCAGGGUGCAGGAACAGCCCUGGGAGGCAUCGCCAUCAAUCUCACCUGCAGGGAGGGGAGUAGCACAAGGACUAGCAGAUGCUGAAGGAGCCGCCCCUCCUUUGGGCCGAGAGAGGGGCCAUCGGCAUUCUGUGGGCGGCCCAGAGACCUGCUUUUGUGCUCAGACAAAAUUAUGAAGUGGGCUUGAUCCGCCUCCUUUCCUGAAGGCCGCAGACUGCCUGUCUGAGGUUGCUGUGUGGGCCCCCUUACGUGGAGCCGGAGAGUCACACAGCUCACCUCCCAGGGCCCAGCCAGCGUCUAAACGUCGGGCUCCUCCUUUUUCCUUCUCGCUAGGGUGUGUCAGAGCUCCAGACAGUCUGGGUUCAAGUCCCAGCACCUCUGCUCAUUAGCUCAGUGAGCCUGAGGUGAGCUAGUAACCUCACGGAGCCUCAGUUUCCUCGGCCAUGAAGUGGCCAUGAAGUGGGGAGAAUCCCAGUGCCUACCUGUGGGGUGCUGGGGUGGAUGGAAUGAGGUGAUUCACUCAGUGCUGGGCACGGAGGAGUCGGCAAGUGAACUUUAAAAAAAUCUGACUUCUGACCUACACUGUCCCUGCUAUGGUGGGUAGCAGCAGUAUUUUAGGUCUGUAGACACAGGACUAGUUUGAUCAACAAAUAUUUAUUGAUUUCCCACUAAGUGCUAGAGAAAGACUAACAAAGACCCUAGCAGCAUUUGUUCCCCCAAAUGAAGCUGUGCUCUGAUCACAGCCUCACUUAUUGACCCCAUCCAUUUGCCAGGGACUGGGGUGAGCCCCUUUGAGGGACCAGCUCAGGGAGCUCCCACAGCAGCCCUGUGAAGCAGGCAAAUGGGCAUAAUGAUCAUGAGCCCCAGCGGGCGGCACAUGCUGCCCAUGAAGGAACAGAAGCCAGAUGCAAUGGGUACUGAGGCCGCCCCAGCAGAGGGAGAGAGAGAGAGGAGUGGAACCCGAGUGGCCUGGCUCGGCAGUCAUGAGGCGGGCUUCUGUGCUGCCUCUCGGGGCUGGUGAGGCGGGAGGAGGCUUGCCCCCCACCCGGAGGAGGUGCGCAUCCCAGGCAGGCCUGGGCAGGCAGAGGGCAGUAUGAGUUUACAGAGACACCUGGGCCUUGCGGGAGGGAAAAUCACCUACAGCUGGAAAGUAGAGACAGUAGCAGUCAUGAGGCAUCUUAGAAGACAUCUCAGUAGGAAUUUAUGGAGGAAGCAAGAGGAAUGGCAUUCCCAGAGAUGGGAAGAGCUUGAACCAACAGGAAUGGGGGGGCCCUGUGUGCCCCCAGGCGGCAUACCUGCAGAGACUGGGGGUGAACACAGCAGUCUUCGAGAGACGCCACAUGAUCGGGGGUGCGGCUGUCACGGAGGAGAUCACCCCGGGGUUCAAGUUCUCCCGCGCGUCCUACCUCCUCAGCCUGCUGCGGCCGCAGAUUUACACCGAUCUGGAGCUGAAGAAACAUGGGCUGAGGAUUCAUCUCCGAAACCCCUACUCCUUCACCCCCAUGCUGGAAGAAGGCACAGGGAGCAGGCUGCCCAGGUCCCUUCUCCUGGGCACAGACAUGGCAGAAAACCAGAAGCAGAUUGCCCAGUUCUCGCAGGAGGAUGCCCAGGCCUUUCCCAAAUAUGAAGCAUUCAUGAAUCGCUUGGCAUCAGCCAUUGACCCUCUGCUGGACGCAGCCCCUGUGGAUGUGGAAGCCUUCCAGAGGGGCUCCCUGCUGCAAAGGCUCAAGUCAUUCUCCACCCUCAAACCCCUGCUGCAGGCAGGCCGCAUCCUGGGAGCCCAGCUGCCGCAGUAUUACCAGGUCCUCACAGCUCCAAUUGCCAAGGUGCUGGAUCAGUGGUUUGAGUCUGAACCUCUAAAAGCCACUCUAGCAACAGAUGCUGUGAUUGGCGCCCUGACAAGUCCUCACACUCCGGGGAGCGGGUAUGUGCUGCUUCAUCACGUGAUGGGCGGCCUGGAGGGCCUGCAGGGGGCCUGGGGCUACGUCCAGGGAGGCAUGGGUGCCCUCUCUGAUGCCAUUGCAAGCUCAGCCACCGCACAUGGAGCAAGCAUCUUCACUGAAAAGACGGUGGCUAAGGUGCAUGUGAGCAGUGGAGGGAAUGUCCAAGGAGUCGUGCUGCAAGACGGCUCAGAAGUGAGGAGCAAAGUGGUGCUGUCUAACGCAUCUCCACAGAUCACCUUUUUGAAGCUGACACCACAGGAGUGGCUUCCUGAGGAGUUCGUGGAAAAAAUCUCCCAGCUAGACACCCAGUCACCUGUUACCAAGAUCAAUGUGGCUGUUGACAGGCUGCCCAACUUCCUGGCAGCCCCCAAUGCUCCUGGGGGCCAGCCUCUGCCCCAUCACCAGUGCUCCAUCCACCUGAACUGUGAAGACACGCUCCUCCUCCAUCAGGCCUUCACAGAUGCCAUGAGUGGCUGGCCUUCCCGCAGGCCUAUGAUUGAGCUCUGCAUCCCUUCCUCGCUGGACCCCACCCUGGCUCCCCCCGGCUGCCAUGUCAUCUCCCUCUUCACUCAGUACACUCCCUACACGCUGGCUGGAGGCAAGGUCUGGGAUGAGCAGGAGAAAAACGCUUAUGCAGACAAAGUGUUCGACUGCAUCGAGGCCUAUGCCCCUGGCUUCAAGGCCUCCGUGGUGGGCAGAGACAUCCUCACACCGCCUGAUUUGGAGAGAAUCUUUGGACUUCCUGGAGGGAACAUAUUCCACUGCGCCAUGGCCCUGGACCAGCUCUACUUUGCCCGCCCUGUGCCCCUGCAUUCCAGCUACUGCUGCCCUCUCCGGGGCCUGUAUCUCUGCGGAAGUGGAGCCCAUCCAGGAGGAGGCGUCAUGGGAGCGGCUGGACGCAAUGCAGCCCACGUGGUCUUCCGGGACCUCAAGAGCAUGUGGCCCCAAACUGACUGAGACCCAGGCAGAAGAAUCUACCCUUGAAAUUUUAAGUUCCCGUUGGGUCAGCUUCCCAGGAUAAGAGUUGAGGCAGCCAAGUCCUCAAGCUCAAGCCACUAUUUUAGAAGAAAUACACAAAUUACAUUUGGUACUAGUUAACCUUGUACGCAUUUCGUCAUGAAUGAACUGGUUUUGUUUUUUAAAAACAAUGUCCUAUAUAGUUUGCAAUUUUUCUAUAUAUUACUAGAAUAAGUAAUAAUUACAUUUGACUGCAUGAUAAUAGGUGGGAUAAACUUAUCUGGGAUGCUCAGUAUUCCUACAACAUCAGCUCCAAACAACAAUCCAUUUGACCAGCAAGCAUCCCUUUCUCACUGCUGGGCCUCCACUACCAGCCGACUGGGGCACUGCUGGUGAGGCCCAGUCUACUGCUGUCACAUUCCUGGCAAACUGUAGGAAAAGAUCCGAUUCCCCAGCGGCCAUGGGCCUGAGCACUAGUUGGUAUCUCAAGCCAUCAAAACUGCCAGUCAGGCAAACAGCAAAGAUGAGUGCGAAGUGGGUAGGGCUGGGGGCCACAUUCCUGACUAGAGUCUUCAACUUCCUACUUCCCAUGAGCUGUACCUGUCAUAUCACUAAAGCCUUUCAGUAUAAACUUAUGUUCUUCUAAA